UUUUGGUCGGUCAUAUAAACGUAUCGAAUAUUGUUUUGGAAAAGAGUCUGACAAGUUUGUGGUGUGUGGUUGUGUUGUUUGCAGAGAAGAAAAAAAUGCCGUUGAACGUGUUGGACGCAACAGUGUCGAGUUUUGAUCGAGUGUUUGAGAAGUUCCGAUCGGAGGCUGAAGAAAACAAGGCGAAUCUCAUCCUUUUCUUGGCUGACAAAGACCGUGCUACCUCUCUCAGCUGGUGCCCUGAUUGUGUGAGAGCAGAACCUGUGAUCUACAGGAAGCUGGAGGCUUCAUCUGAUGACAUUGCACUCUUGAGAGUCUAUGUUGGAGAUAGACCAACAUGGAGAAACCCCCAGCAUCCAUGGAGGGUAGACCCUCGCUUCAAGCUCACUGGGGUGCCCACAUUGAUCCGUUGGGAGAAUGACACUGUCAAAGGUCGCUUAGAGGAUCAUGAAGCUCACGUUGAAAGCAAAAUUGAAGCUCUUGUUGCUGACAAGUGACAAAUGAUUGCCAUAGCAGAGUGUCUUAGUUGGUAUCACAUGGUUUAAAUAAUGUAUGCUGUACUUUUAUCAGCAAUUUAUCCCCCCUAUACUUUAUAACUUUGUUGCUAAAGAAUACAAUAAAUGACGAGUACCAAUGUUUACAAGGGAAAGUCUAUGAAUCCAUGUUUGGUUCUUACAAUGUGUUUCUUUUUGCUUG
Vigna angularis (adzuki bean) is the source of this 693-nucleotide messenger RNA. Its product is annotated as thioredoxin-like protein Clot. Bases 96 to 494 code for a protein of 132 amino acids. The record is from RefSeq and is a predicted model, not a curated record. Gene Ontology annotation, cellular component: cytosol. Gene Ontology annotation, molecular function: protein-disulfide reductase [NAD(P)H] activity. The transcript is spliced from 2 exons. NCBI's taxonomy places the organism in Eukaryota, Viridiplantae, Streptophyta, Magnoliopsida, Fabales, Fabaceae.